AAAAACAAACAAAUUAUGAAAGAAAAGGAAUUUUUGAUCAAUAUAAAGAUUAUUAUGAAUUAGAUAUAAAUGAAGUAUCUUCAAUAUUAUUGGACCAUUAUGAAAAUAAUUGCCGAUCUUCAUGGAAAGGUAAUUUUAGUGCACCAGUUGAAGAAAUACUGAAAAAUGAUAAAACUAACGUUCUCGACUCUGGAUACGUAAUACUACAAACUCGAAGCUAUUUGUUGCGAGCAUCUUUAACUG
Molecule: messenger RNA, 243 nt
Organism: Dentiscutata heterogama
Lineage: Eukaryota; Fungi; Glomeromycota; Glomeromycetes; Diversisporales; Gigasporaceae
Source: the annotation of a GenBank genome assembly